Molecule: messenger RNA, 731 nt
Organism: Euleptes europaea (tarantolino)
Lineage: Eukaryota; Metazoa; Chordata; Lepidosauria; Squamata; Sphaerodactylidae
Gene: AIG1
Product: androgen induced 1
Exons: 6
Coding region: 1-717 (238 amino acids)
Cellular component (GO): endomembrane system; membrane
Source: RefSeq, a predicted model, not a curated record
AUGGCGCUGGUGCCCUGCCAGGUGCUGCGCGCCGCCAUCCUGCUCUCCUACUGCUCCGUGCUGUGCAACUACCAGGCCAUCGACAUGCCCGCGCACCACACCUACGGCGGCAGCUGGAAGUUCCUCACCUUCAUCAACCUGGUUAUUCAAGCAGUCUUUUUUGGGAUCUGCGUAUUGACUGACCUGUCCAGCCUUCUGACCAAAGGAAAUGACAGCCAAGAACAAGAAAGACAACUAAAAAAACUCAUUUCCCUCCGUGACUGGAUGAUGGCCGUCUUAGCUUUUCCUAUUGGAGUUUUUGUUGUGACAAUGUUUUGGAGCAUCUAUAUAUAUGACAGAGAACUAGUUUUCCCCAAACUCCUCGAUAAUUUUAUACCACCUUGGCUGAAUCAUGGAAUGCAUACAACGGUUUUGCCUUUUGUAUUAAUUGAGAUGAGGACAACCCAUCAUGAAUACCCUAGCAGGACCUGUGGUCUGGUUGCCGUGUGCACUUUCUCUGUUGCCUACAUAUUAUGGGUCUGUUGGAUAUAUCAUGUAACAGGGGUUUGGGUGUAUCCCCUCCUGGAUUACCUUGGCUCAGGAGCUAAAAUUAUCUUCUUUGCAACUGUAACUGGUAUAAUUAACAUCUUCUACUUGGUGGGCGAGGUACUAAACAACUGCAUCUGGGAUACACAAAAAUGUAUGGAAGAAGGAAAAGAAAAGCCUAAAUUGGACUGAACAUAGGAUAUAAA